Colletotrichum navitas is the source of this 294-nucleotide messenger RNA. RefSeq lists its product as uncharacterized. NCBI's taxonomy places the organism in Eukaryota, Fungi, Ascomycota, Sordariomycetes, Glomerellales, Glomerellaceae. The transcript has 2 exons. The record is from RefSeq and is a predicted model, not a curated record. Bases 1 to 294 code for a protein of 97 amino acids.
AUGGUGCUCAACAACACGCCAAAGAGCAGAUCUACGAGAUCGCAGGGUCAUUAUACUCGGCAACAACAGCCUUCAUUUUCACUCAGCUCGGUUGUUAACAGCGACCCAAAGUACAUUGCAUCAAACAACCGGCUUACAGAAGCCUGGGUUCGGGAACAGCAAGCCACGUUUCCCGCCAACCUCAUCAAACUUAGGACCGAGGCCAAAGUCACAGAGCACCGUGUCCAGCAUAUUUAUCAAAUCGGAGAAGAAGUUACCGAGAAUCUCGCAGCUUUUGGGGUUUCAACCAAAUAA